Messenger RNA from Daucus carota subsp. sativus, 2065 nucleotides. RefSeq names its product rab GTPase-activating protein 22. The record is from RefSeq and is a predicted model, not a curated record. Lineage: Eukaryota; Viridiplantae; Streptophyta; Magnoliopsida; Apiales; Apiaceae. Bases 96 to 1682 code for a protein of 528 amino acids. Gene Ontology annotation, molecular function: GTPase activator activity. The transcript is spliced from 5 exons. Gene Ontology annotation, biological process: activation of GTPase activity.
AUGAUUAGUAAUCUCACUCACAAACUAUCCUCCUCUUUCAUCUCGAAGAAAACAACACGUGAUGCUCUCUCUCAUCUUCUUCACCUCCGGCGCUAAUGUCGUUAAAAUACCUCACCGUUAAAUUUUCCGACAUCCUCUCCGGCGUUAGUGCUGACGCCAGAUUAGUUGUCGCUUUCACUGCUGUCGUCGGAAUUGUCAUUGCCGCCGCCGUCUUCUACAAUAGCAGAGGCCAUCUUAAAUCUCCAUGGGCUCUUUCGAAAAGAAGGCAGGCCCUGUCACCUGAGCAAUGGAGACUUCUGUUUACACUGGAGGGAAGAUUUCAUGAUGGCGGAGUUAGGUUUUUGAAAAAGGUCCGCAGUGAGGGUGUUGCUCCUAGUAUCAGGGCCGAGGUCUGGCCGUUCUUGCUUGGCGUCUAUGAAUUAAAUAGUUCCGAAGACGACAGAUGUAAAUUAAGAAUUAAGAAGAGAGGGGAAUAUGAUAAACUAAGGAGACGGUGUCAACAAAUAAUAGAGUUCAAUAACAAUUUGAAAGUCAAUGAAGUCGGUGUAGCCAAUAAGAGUGGAAAAGAUGAGAACAAUAAUAAUAAUGUCACAGGUUCUGCUGACACUGAAGAAGACAGUGGCAGGGAGUCUCCUAGAAAUGAGGUGAAUCCUUCUGCUGAAUACUCAGAUGACCCCACAAGCGCCUUGCUGAAAAAGGAUCUGUCCUCGAGAACAGCCACAGAUGUUAAUACUUCUACUACAGACUUAAACUCUGACUCCUCUGUUGAAGAGAGUCGACCAUUUACCUCAACAGAGAACAACAAGGAGAAAGGUUCUGAAGUGACAUCCAACGAGAAUAUUUCUACUACAGAAGCCCAAAUAAAAUUAACUAAAAAAGAAGAUUUCAUUACUUGGCAGCAGAUCAUUCGUGUAGAUGCAAUUCGUGCUAACAGAGAAUGGAUAUCAUAUUCUCCAGCACUGGCCGCAGUAUCAGAUGAAAGGGCACGGGGUUUUGCCGAGGCUGUUGGGCUAAAGGACUACUCUAACCUUGAGCCAUGCAUGAUCUUUCAUGCUGCUCGACUUGUUGCUCUUCUUGAAGCUUAUUGCCUAUAUGACCCUGAAGUUGGAUAUUGUCAGGGAAUGAGUGAUCUACUUUCUCCAAUAAUAACAGUGAUGACAGAGGACGAUGAAGCUUUUUGGUGUUUUGUUGGUUUUAUGAAGAAGGCUCGGUAUAAUUUUAAGCUUGACGAGGUGGGGAUUAGACGACAACUGAGUAAAGUAUCCAUGAUCAUUAAGUGCAAAGAUUCUCAACUCUUUAAGCACUUAGAGAUGCUUCAGGCAGAGGAUUGUUUUUUUGUGUAUAGGAUGGUGGUGGUUCUCUUCAGGAGGGAGUUGACGUUUGAGCAAACAAUCUGUCUCUGGGAGGUAAUGUGGGCAGAUCAGGCAGCUAUUAGGGCUGGUAUUAGGAAUUCUGUGUGGAGCAGAAUAAGGCACUUGGCUCUGCCAACAGAAGAUUUGUUGCUUUAUGCCAUAGCAGCAUCUAUACUGCAGAGAAGGAAACUAAUAAUAGAAAGAUACUGUAGUAUGGACGAGAUAAUGAGGGAGUGCAACAGCAUGGCAGGACAUCUUGAUGUAUGGAAGCUCUUAGAUGAUGCUCAUAACUUGGUGUUCAGUCUCCAUGAUAAAGUUGAAACUCCUUAACUCCCUUUUGAUGGCUGAAGCUGGAAAUAUGCCUAAAUUUUAUCAACUUGAUGCAAGAAGUGGCAAUACCCUAGAGCACGAGUUGUACGGACUUUUCAAUCUUGGGCCCUUGUUUCUCAGGAGUUAUGGGUGAUAUUACAUCAUGUCAACCACUGAAAGAUAAACACGGUACACUAUAUGCUACUUUUUUAGUCCUUGCGUUGCUGCGUGGUGUCCACUUGAUAGUGCUCCUUGUUUCCCAAAUACUUUCAUCACAAAUCUAGGAAAACCGAUUUAGUAUAAUAUAUCGUAAUUAUAUUUGUGUAUUAUAGAUGUAGUUUAAUCUCUUACUCUGAUAAGACACUUAACAUUGAAAUUAUAUAUCCAGCAUUUAUUUAUUGAAA